Anthonomus grandis grandis is the source of this 5387-nucleotide messenger RNA. RefSeq names its product nascent polypeptide-associated complex subunit alpha, muscle-specific form-like. The record is from RefSeq and is a predicted model, not a curated record. Bases 177 to 5144 code for a protein of 1655 amino acids. NCBI's taxonomy places the organism in Eukaryota, Metazoa, Arthropoda, Insecta, Coleoptera, Curculionidae. The transcript is spliced from 17 exons. Gene Ontology annotation, biological process: proteolysis. Gene Ontology annotation, molecular function: serine-type endopeptidase activity.
UGAGUCAAACGCGAUGGCGAAAAGAUGAUCAUCAUCAUCGGCGUAUAAAAACGAACAUCCCGUUUUGGCGAGAGAUCAGUACCCAAAACUCAAUAAGUGAGAGUGUUCAAAAAAAAAAAAAAGAAAAAACGAGGUGUGCCACAAGACAUUUUUUUUUUGUUAAAUAUUAGGCCAUAAUGUCUCCACUAAUAUUAGUGGGGAUAACACUCCUCACGAGUGUCCUUGCGGACGUGAGUCACGUCCUACAAGGGCAAGCACAACCUCCCACAGACCCCCACGAGAUCAAUGGGGCCUUCGCUGAGAAGACCUCAAAAGAUUUCUGGUGGAUGCAAGACGAUAGUCCCUUGAAAGCUUCGUAUGAGUAUUAUAAGAAGUGUGCUGCUACAGGUAAAUGUCCUUCGGGAUCAAUCGAUCUGCAAAAGAAUGUCUUCCUUAACGGAGGUAUCGCCUCCUCAGAAGGAUCAGCCUCGUUCUCAGAAAGCGUCUCAGCAUCAGGUGGAGAAACCGAGUCGGUCCACAGUGAUCUGAGCAACAAUCCUUUCUUAAAAGGUCAAUUUGCGCAUGCCGCCAAUGGGGAUUUAAUCCGUAACGAGAACGGCUUUAUCGGGGUACAGCCCCGGAUCCCGUUUAAAAACAACCAGAAGUCACGCAAUGACGCUGUUUCAGGGUCUAAAGGAUGUACGGGCGCAUGCGUCACCAAGGAGGAAUGCGUCAACGGAGUCGCCAAGGAGGGUGCCCCAAGGAGUAACGGUAAAUCAUGCGCGGCAAACGAAAUUUGUUGUCAACUAUCUGGUGGCAAGAGCACCUUGGCAGAUCACAUUAACCAACUGGUAUUUUCACCUGGAAAAUCAAAGAUUGCUGGAAAAGAUGGUUUAACUCCAGAGCAAGUUCAAAUCAUUCAUUCUGGGCAAGAAGGCAUCAGAAUCCAACCUAACGCUAUCGGUGAAUUCGAAGGUUCUUCCACCAUUAAACCAGUUAGAGAUGUAACAGCUGCAGGUGGUCCAGUGUUUUCAAGCACGCCAGAUUAUUCGGAUGUUCACUUCGGUAGCGAAGCCCGGUUUUCAAACCUUGACGGUCUAGACUACUUGCCCCCAGUUCCUGGUACCCUACCCACCCCUAAGCCCCCGGCGCCAACAUGCCCACCAGGGCAAUACGUUAACAACUAUGGCAGAUGCGAGAGCAUUAGAACCGAAUGUCCACCUGGCACGCGAGCAACUCCCUCUGGCGGUUGCGAAAAACUUAAAGUCGAAUGCCCGCCAGGGCAAAAACCCGGAUCGUUCGGCGGUUGUGUGCCAAUUCCACCGCCUCCACCACAAUGUCCCCCAGGUCAAAAACUAGGCCCGUAUGGAAGCUGCGUCCCUCUACCGCCACCGCCAACCCAGCCACCAACUCGUCCACCACCCCCACAAUGCCCUCCAGGUCAAAAACCGGGACCCUAUGGAGGCUGCGUACCUCUACCCCCACCGCCAACUCGUCCACCACCACCUCAAUGUCCUCCAGGUCAGAAACAAGGGCCAUAUGGAGGUUGUGUGCCAAUAGCACCACCAACUACUACCGAAAAACCGUAUUGCGGAGCAGGCGAACGCGAGGGACCAAAUGGCCAAUGCAUUCCGAUUCAAAAAUGUAGACCGGGACAAAGAGAAACUCCAUUUGGAACGUGUGAAGAUAUCGCAACAAGACCACCGCCACCACAAUGCCCACCUGGUCAAAAACCAGGACCUUACGGGGGUUGUAUUCCACCACCACCACCACCUCCAACUCGUCCUCCACCUCCACAGUGUCCUCCCGGACAGAAGCAGGGGCCAUAUGGAGGUUGCGUCCCAAUUGCACCCCCGACCACUACAGAAAAACCAUAUUGUGGAGCAGGCGAACGUGAAGGACCAAAUGGCCAAUGUAUUCCAGUAGCGAGAUGUAAACCUGGUCAAAGAGAAACUCCUUUCGGUACUUGCGAAGAUAUCGCUACUAGACCUCCACCACCACAAUGCCCUCCUGGUCAGAAACUGGGACCUUAUGGAACUUGUAUUUCACCGCCUACUCAGCCUCCCACCCGUCCACCGCCACCACAAUGCCCUCCUGGACAAAAACCAGGACCCUACGGAAGUUGUAUUCCACCACCCCCACCUCCAACCCGUCCCCCACCUCCACAGUGUCCUCCUGGACAGAAGCAGGGACCAUAUGGUGGGUGCGUCCCAAUUGCACCCCCGACCACUACAGAAAAACCAUAUUGUGGAGCAGGCGAACGUGAAGGACCAAAUGGCCAAUGUAUUCCAGUAGCGAGAUGUAAACCUGGUCAAAGAGAAACUCCUUUCGGUACUUGCGAAGAUAUCGCUACUAGACCACCUCCAACUAGACCUCCACCUCCACAAUGUCCCCCUGGUCAGAAACUGGGACCUUAUGGAACUUGUAUUCCACCACCACCACCACCAACCCAGCCUCCAACUCGUCCUCCACCUCCACAGUGUCCUCCUGGUCAAAAACAAGGGCCAUAUGGAGGUUGCGUCCCAAUUGCACCCCCGACAACUACAGAAAAACCCUAUUGUGGAGCAGGCGAACGUGAGGGACCAAACGGACAAUGUAUUCCAGUAGUAAGAUGUAAACCGGGACAAAGAGAAACUCCUUUCGGUACGUGUGAAGAUAUUGCCACUAGACCACCUCCAACCCGUCCACCACCGCCACAAUGCCCUCCUGGUCAAAAACUAGGACCUUAUGGUACUUGUGUUCCACCGUCAACUCAGCCUCCAACUCGUCCACCACCACCACAGUGUCCCCCUGGUCAAAAACAAGGGCCAUAUGGAGGUUGCGUGCCAGUAGCCCCACCCACGACAACAACAGAAAAAUCAUAUUGUGGAGCAGGAGAACGCGAGGGACCAAACGGACAAUGCAUUCCAGUAGUGAGAUGUAAACCCGGACAAAGAGAAACUCCCUUCGGUACGUGUGAAGAUAUUGUCACUAGACCACCUCCAACUAGACCUCCACAAUGUCCUCCUGGUCAAAAGCUGGGACCUUAUGGAAGCUGUCAGCCAAUUACUCCUAGCUGUGGAUUCGGACAAAGACCCAGCGCUUCUGGAGGAUGUGAAGAUAUCCCGAGGACUCCAAUCACUACCGAACAGCCGGAAAAACCGUAUUGUGGAGCUGGUGAACGUGAAGGUCCUAACGGUCAAUGUAUUAAAAUUGAGACUUGUCCCCCAGGUUAUACUCAAGGACCAUUCGGCCAAUGUAUUCCUCCUCCAACGCAACCACCGACUAGACCACCGUCUCCGCAAUGUCCACAGGGUCAAAAACCGGGGCCUUAUGGAGGGUGUGUUCCGGUACAACCACCCACCCCACCACCAACUCGUCCAACAACAAAGUACUGUGCUAGUGGUCAAAGAGUGGGGCCUAAUGGAGAGUGCAUCGAUGUAACACCCGCACCUAGUUGUGGACCUGGACAAAAACUUGGACCUUAUGGCGGUUGCAUUGAUAUAACAAGACCAACGCCAGCACCAAGACCAACUUGCCCUCCCGGCUCGUUUCCAACAGCUUCUGGUGGCUGCCAACGCCCACCACCACCACCGCCACCACCAACUCAAGCGCCCACCAGAACUUGUCCUCCCGGCACCGUAAAAUCUCCUUCGGGACGUUGCGAAUCACCCCCGCCCCCACCAAGACCGAUCACUUGUCCACCGGGAAGUUAUUUAGGACCCUCCGGCACAUGCGUAAGACCCCCACCACCUUCAACCACCCCAGGAACCUAUCUUCCGCCUAAAACACCGUCAUCGCUGACUUCGCCGAGGCCCGGAUAUCAUUAUCCCACACCCACACCGAAAUUUACUGAGGGAGAAGAUAUCUAUGAUGUCAGCGAACCAGAUAGGACCGGUGAACCAGACAGUCACGUUCCAAGUUAUUUGAGGCCCAGCACAAACCGACCAUCUACAGAACGUCCUCCGAGGCCAACAUUACCCGUGAGGUCACCAACCAACCAUACCACCGGUGAGACCCAGCAUGACCAGGAUUUGAUUCCUGUCGGGUGUGCUGCCGCUUUAAAAUGUGUCCAGGAAAUCUAUUGUACCGUUGACGGAUUUAUCAGUCCCGUACCGGUGGUGUUGACUAAGGAGCAGGAGCUGUUGAGAGCUCCCACUACGGUUUGCAGAGACCUCGAAUCUGGAACUUUAGGAAAAUGUUGCAGAGACAAGGAUUACCAAGACGCUUGGCCCUCAGCGAAUUUGGUCGAUGGUGUCGAUGAUGGACAGUAUGCCGAGGAUGAUUCUAUAGGCCAGUACAAAGCCGAAUAUAACCGAUUCUCUGGGUCAGCUAAGGCCAAACGAUCCAGAACAAAACGACAGACAGAAGAAUGUGGAGUUAGAAAUAUCAACUCAACACCCCAAGGCCGUAUCCCCAUAGAUGCCGAUUUCGCGGAAAUAUCCUGGCAGGCGAUGAUCUUGAGACAGUCCAACCAGAGCCUGUUGUGCGGCGGCGCAAUUAUUGCCAAAAAUGCCGUUUUGACGGCCGCGCAUUGCGUCGAAGGUCUGGAAACAUCCGAUAUCUUGACCAAAGGGGGCGAAUGGAAACUAGGAAUCGACGAGGAGCCUUUACCGUUCCAAAUAGUGAAAGUGGCCGCGAUAGCGAGACAUCCCGACUUUAAGGCGGGCAAUUUACAAAACGACUUGGCCGUAUUGGUGUUGGAGGAAAACUUUCGGUUUACGAAGAAUAUCGGGUCGAUUUGUUUGCCGCAACCGAAUUUGAUACCUACGCAAAACUGUUUAGCCACCGGAUGGGGAAAACGGAUUUUACAACUACAUGCGAAGAAUGCCCUCAUGCACAAAAUCGACGUAAACGUAAUGGAAGUGGCUCAAUGCCAACAAGUAUUAAACGAGCACUUUACCAACAUGGUUCCCAACUAUAACACAAACACUUUAUGUGGGUUCUCCAAUACGGAUCAAUGUAAGGUUGACUAUGGUAGCGCAAUGGCCUGCGCAGACGAAUCGGGCCGUUACACAUUAAGCGGCAUCUACACUUGGGACACCGGAUGCAAACAACAAGGUCAAAUCGGAGGUUAUGUAGCUCCGGACGUAGAUUGGAUCGACAACGUGCUCGCCACACCGAUCAAAACCCUGAAGAGGUUCGAUAGGGAAUACAACACUGCCAGGCUACAAGCGGUAGCUUAAAAACGAAAUGUGACUUAUUUAGUGAUAUAUAUGAUAUAUUUUAAAUAUUAGAGAUUUUAUAUUAAUUAUUGUAAAAAGUGUCGAAAGUUAAAAAAUAGUGUAUAUUUUCAUUCUAAAAGUGACCUCACCUUAAUAACUCGAAAAUGCUCAAUAAAUAAAAGUGUUGUUGCACCAGUUUUAAGGAAACGUAGUGUACAGAAAUAGGGUAAUUUAUAAUUGUUAAUAAAAUAGGCUUUAAACAUU